Molecule: messenger RNA, 6504 nt
Organism: Drosophila innubila
Lineage: Eukaryota; Metazoa; Arthropoda; Insecta; Diptera; Drosophilidae
Gene: tutl
Product: protein turtle
Biological process (GO): axon guidance; dendrite self-avoidance; homophilic cell-cell adhesion
Cellular component (GO): plasma membrane; axon
Molecular function (GO): cell-cell adhesion mediator activity
Source: RefSeq, a predicted model, not a curated record
UAAUUAUAUAAUGUGUCGCACCAUAUGACAAUGGCUAACGAUUCUGUGUAUGUCCUGGCCAAAUGAGUCACGUGCUUGGCAAAGAAAACUCCGGUGUGCGAUUAUAUGCAUAGUGCGGGCAUCGAAAGUGUCAUAAAUCAAGCGAUUAUCCUGUAAACAAAGUGUAAAACGCGCUCACAGCAACAACAUAAAAACACACAAAAAAAAAAAGAAAAUCAACCCAACAAGGAGUUUGCAACUCCCAAUAAAACGCCAUUUUUACUACGUUAAAAGCCAAGGCGUAUAACAACAACAACAACAACAACAACGGCACAUCAGCUACAACAAAGUCGUUUUUAUUACUUGAGCAUUUAAUUUUGCUGAGUUGGAAUUGGGCUUGUUGUUGGUGUUGGUCAACAACUUGGCUACUUGGCAGGACAAUUCGGAAGAAGCAAACAACGACUACAUUGGAUUGGCUUUGACUAUAUUGUAUGAUGCUUGCGCCAGUGAGAUGACGCCACUGCAAGUGAGAACGAUACGUUAGGCGGCAUUGACUAUGGGAGCAGAGGCAUGGGCGUGUGUGCGGACCUUGGGUCUUAUCGAUGGUGUCAGGCAUUGAGCCGGUCGCGUUGGUCGUACGCCACCAACCAACCACCAAGUCAACCAACCUUAAGAAAGCAACAACAGGCACAAUCUCAGCCCCAGCAACAAUCAGACACAAUCAGCGAAAGUACUACAGUGGAGUCAACAGCAAUCGUAAUACCAUCAAAAACGACAAUAGCAACAACAACAACGAUUCAGGACACAACAACGCUGACGGUGAAAACGGCUGCGUUCACAGUGAAAACAACGAAAAGAAGACACAGCCACGAGGACGACGACGUCGACGAGGACGUCGACGGUUGCUCUAGUCCCAAAACCAAAACAAAAACCUGCCCCGUCAGCAGCGGAUCAAUACAGGCCCUAAAAUUUGUACUGUUUUGGCUGCUUGUCUUGUUGGCAAAAAAUGCACAAGCUCACAAUAUACCAGAAGAUGCUGUGCACAUCACAGCCAUACUGGGCGAGGGAGUCGUCUUCAACUGCCACGUUGAAUUCCCCAACGAUCAUCCAGUGCCGUAUGUCCUGCAGUGGGACAAGAAGGUGAGCGAAACGGGCUCCGAUCUGCCCAUUUACAUCUGGUAUGAGAGCUACCCGGAACACAUUGAAGAGGGCUACAAGGGACGCGUGUCACGUGUGUCGCAGGACUCGCCAUUCGGCUCCGCUUCACUCAACCUGACCAGCAUCAGAGAAUCGGAUCAGGGAUGGUAUGAGUGCAAGGUCGUCUUCCUGAAUCGCGAUCCCAAGCAGCAUAAGAACGGUACAUGGUUCCACUUAGAUGUACAUGCACCGCCGCGCUUUAGUGUAACACCAGAGGAUAUUAUAUAUGUUAAUUUAGGUGAUUCAAUUAUACUCAAUUGCCAAGCCGAUGGCACACCGACUCCAGAGAUUCUUUGGUAUAAGGAUGCGAAUCCCGUUGAUCCCUCGCCCACGGUGGGCAUCUUCAAUGAUGGCACCGAGCUACGGAUAUCAACCAUACGCCACGAGGACAUUGGGGAAUACACUUGCAUUGCACGCAAUGGUGAGGGGCAAGUCUCCCAUACGGCCCGUGUUAUAAUUGCGGGUGGCGCUGUAAUAAUGGUGCCGCCCACCAAUCAAACGAAACUCGAGGGCGAAAAGGUGAUAUUCUCAUGCGAGGCUAAGGCCAUGCCGGGUAAUGUCACGGUGCGCUGGUUCCGAGAGGGCUCUCCAGUCCGUGAGGUGGCCUCGUUGGAGACACGUGUCACCAUACGAAAGGAUGGCUCGCUUAUCAUCAAUCCAAUCAGUGCCGACGACUCGGGCCAGUAUUUGUGUGAGGUUACCAAUGGCAUUGGAGAUCCGCAGAGUGCUUCGGCCUACCUAAGUGUUGAAUAUCCUGCCAAAGUGACCUUCACGCCAACCGUUCAGUAUCUUCCCUUUCGAUUGGCCGGCGUCGUGCAGUGUUAUAUCAAAUCGAACCCACAAUUGCAGUACGUAACUUGGACUAAAGACAAGCGCCUGCUGGAGCCCUACCAAAUGAAGGACAUCGUGGUAAUGGCGAACGGCUCGCUGCUUUUCACGCGGGUCAACGAGGACCAUCAGGGACGGUAUACGUGCACACCCUACAACGCACAGGGCACGCAAGGCGACUCGGGCGUUAUGGAAGUGCUGGUACGCAAGCCGCCGGCAUUUACCGUCGAACCGGAAACGCUUUACCAGCGCAAGGUCGGUGACAGCGUCGAAAUGCACUGUGACGCUGUCGAAGCGGAGGGAACCGAGCGUCCCACCAUCAAGUGGCAACGCCAGGAGGGCGAACAACUCUCCGACUCUCAGCGUAAUCGGGUGAAAAUCUCUGGUGGCAACAUUACCAUCGAGAAUUUACGUCGCGAGGACUUUGGUUAUUACCAGUGUGUGGUCUCCAACGAGGUGGCCACCUUGAUGGCCGUCACGCAACUGGUCAUUGAGGGCACCCAGCCCCAUGCGCCCUACAAUAUCACCGGCAAGGCCACCGAGUCCUCCAUCACGUUGCAAUGGCUGCCUGGCUAUAGCGGUGGAUCCGAGUACAAGCAGGACUACACCAUUUGGUACCGCGAGGCGGGCGUCAACGACUGGCAGACAAUUUCUGUAACGCCGUCCGGCAGUACGCAGGUGACUAUCAAUGGUUUGGCCUCGGGCACCAGCUAUGAGUUCCAAGUUGUGGGUCGCAAUGUUCUCGGCGAUGGAAUGAUGAGUAAAGUGAUGACUGUGCGGACGCUCGAAGACGCUCCGGCAGCGCCACGUAAUGUCAAGGCUGCAACACAACCGCCCGAUCACUUAUUUCAGCCAAUGCCAGAUGAAGCUGGCCCGAAGCCCGGACCACCGCGUAAUGUGUCCGUGACGGAAAUCUCGAAUGGCUUCCUCAUCACCUGGCAGUCACCGUUGGAGCGUGCACACAUCGUCAAGUUCUAUACCAUCAAGUAUCGGACGGAUGCGGAGUGGAAGACGCUGAAUCGUGGCCAGAUACGGCCCGAGGAGACACAGUAUCUGGUGAAGAAUUUGGUGGGCGGACGAACCUACUAUUUCCGUGUGCUGGCCAACUCGGAGAAAUCGUACGAGUCCAGCGAUGAGGUGAAAUUCCCAGUGCCGGCGCGUGUCAAACAUAAAGCUAUAACAGCCGGCGUCGUUGGGGGCAUCCUGUUUUUUAUUGUUGCGAUCAUUUUAUCGGUUUGUGCCGUAAAAAUUUGCAAUAAACGUAAACGACGAAAACAGGAAAAAGAGUUCAACAUGGUAGCUUGCAGGAUAACGGACGCUCGUAACAUUGCUGCCAAUAAUCAUCAUCAUUUGCACAAUCGCAGUACGGGCUCAAUUUCCUCUGGUCAAGUGCCUUUAAAAAACAAUACUGAACAUUAUCGUGAUUAUGAAAGCGUUUUUAUAGUUCCAGGUCAUCCUGUCAUAAUCAAAAUCGUACAAACAAACCCGAAUAUCAAGUCUAACUGCCAUACUUAUCGCCAUUUGCACUGGAUUUGGCCACCCGAUCGCUGCACCAACUGUCACUCCAUCUACAGCUCCCCGAACCUGCCCGAAGACUGCGAUGCCGACGGCAAGCGUCGCUCCGCCCAAGAUGGCAAUAAACUUGGCUAUGAUCCAACCCUUGAGAACAGCAUUGAUGUGGUGGACGGAGCGCUCUUCGAGCGUCGUAACAGCAACGUAUCGCAGAGAUCCUCCAGCGAUGAUGGCGGCUUCCUCUCGCGUCGUAAUUUCAUCACAGCACGCGCCUCUUGGAGACGACCUCUGGUAGCUUCAUCCAGCCAGGUCAGCUUGCAGUCGGCCGCAGAUUCGGCGAGGGGCUUUCUUCAGGGUCUGGGGGGUUUGCUCAAAAUUGGCGGCGCUGUAAAGCAACAAAACUUUGAUGAGGCUGUCACAGGUGCGCGCUAUCAGAAUGUGUUGCGUCCCUACAGCUCAAAUACACACAACAUCUAUAGGAACUUGCAGCACAACACAACAGUUAAUAAUGGUCCUCUGCACAUAAAUACAAUCAGCGGUGGUUUGGGACAGCAGUUGUUAUCCCCGCAACUCUACACGCCAUCACGUGUCUCUCGCAUCUUCUCCAGCUCUCCAGCCAGCACGCCGGGACAUCAGCAUCAGGUGUUGUCCUACAGCAGCGCCGUCUAUCCUAAUCAUCAUCAUACGCAGUUUAGCGAUCUCAGCACGGUUUAUCCCAAUUCUGCGGAGCGUUCAUUGCCCACAUCACAUCUGAGUGGCACGGGGAAUCUGAGUCGUUAUCGUUAUCACUCGCAGGAGCUGCCAUCGUUGCGCCCCAUUCAGGAGGAAACGCGUCAACGGCAACAAACUCAACAACAACAACUGCAACAUCAGCUACAUCCACUUGAGGAUCACUUUGUGCCAUUGCAGUUACCUUCACCGCCUUCUUGGAGGAAUUACUAUCAGACUCAGCUGCCUUAUCACAGCUAUCGACCUCGCACUCGCUGGUAUCCUCGUCACUACUCUCGACUCUUCAGUCGCCAGCAGCACGAGCUGCUCUCUCCGCUGCCAGAUCUUAAUUUAUCGCUGCGUGGCACUGCAAAUGGCGCAAGAGUUGGAUUGGAGGCCUCACCCGAGUCGCGUUCCAGCUCAAGUGGAUUUGGCUCGAAGAAUACAUCCAAUCAUCCGGGCAGCACCAGUGAAUGGCGAUUGUUACCACCAUACAGGGCGCCUCCCUCACCACCAAAACACUCGGCAUACUUUGGGGCCGCAUCGGGCAAUCAGCAGGCACAAGCGCAGACUUUAGUAACGGGUCAGUUGCAACAACAGCCAUACCACUAUUCCUAUCUGCAGCCCAGUCCAACAUCGCCCUAUACCAUGGCCCAUUGGCUGGAGAUGAUCUCAAGACUGAACGCAGCCACGGACAGCAAUCUGCCCAAGUCCUCCUGCCCAGUGGAUGUGGGCAGCGUCGAUGGCCACUAUGAAUUCGAUCCGGCAACGCCUACGCCCAGUGCCUCGACUCCCACAGGCGUUGGGCUGCUUCGCGACGAUCUCAAUCUUCAUAUAGACACACACCAUUAUCCACACUCACACUCACACCCACAUCCACACCCACAUCAUCAUCAUCAGCAUCAUCAUCAUCAUCACCACACUUUGGGGCCACUGAGCGGCAGCUUGUUGCAUGCCUCAUCUGCAGCCCGCAAAUUGCGUAGCCAGCCCCGAUAUGACAACGUCGAGGCUCGACUCCAAGCCAUGCGGGAAGAAUUCUAUGCAUAUCGAAAGCGUCAGGCGAUGCAACGGGCAGGCGGUCCAGAAAUCGAGAGCGUGUGCUAAAAACCGCAGUGACCGCAGUGUAAGCAUAUAUCCAACGGCAGUAUAUAGUAUACAAACAUAUUCAUACAGAAAGCAGUACAGGAAUCAGUACAGCAUGGGAAUGCGGCAGCAGUUUUCGAGUGUAAUCAAAGCCAACCACAUAAACCAUAUGAUUAGAUGAUAUCAAUUGCUCGAUUGGCACAACAAUAACAACACAGCGCUGGCCCAUUUCAUAGAACCAGUAAGAAGUAUGUGAAGCCAUUUAGGCCACCGCAAUAACAAUUAGUUGUGGAUAAACCACAGGAUAACAAAAUGUGCUUAACCAAGAAGAUAACUUUUGUAAAUAUAAUAAAAAAUUAAUCGGUUCACAAUAUAAGAAGGCACGCAAGCAAAGUAUAAGCAUAUUAUUAAAAAAAAAAUAAAUAAAUUAUAAAAAAACUAUAGCAAUUAUGAAAACAUAUUACUAGCAAAAACUUAAAAUAACAUGUAAUUGAUAUUUGAAACACAGUACGUGUAUGCAAAAUAAUUAUUAUUAUUUUUAAAAUUAUAUAUUAGAUAUAUAUAUAAAACGUAGGCAUAAAGACCGACACAGAUUGAUAUGUUAAAUAUCAAUUAAAAACAAAACCACAAACGUAAACUUACAUUAUGUUACAUUAACACUAACGUAAAUUAAUUAUGAAAUUAAUUAAAAAUCAGAAUGCUAUGCAAGAUAUAGAGUUUAAGUCUUUAGUUGUUAAACUUGAUAAACAAAAAACGAAAUGUUGAAAUAAAAGCGAUAAAAAAUCUCAGUAAAACUAACAUAAAUAUAGACAAAUUGUUUCAAAUUAAAUUUAUUAAAUGCAAAUGCAAAAAUGCUAAAAACCAAGUGAAAUUAAAUCAGUUAAUCAGAAUAAUUACGUAAAAUAUAACUGCUGCAUAUACAUACAAAUGUUUACUGUUGAGCUACACAAAUCACAGAUAAUUAACUCCAAUGAUAUGUACAUUUAUUGAGAAACAACCCAAAUACUUUUUCCAGUACCGAGUAUAGGAAACCUUUUGCUAACAAACACGCUCAACACAAACGCAAACACCUAAGAAAAAUAAAAGAAAUAAAGCAAAACAAAACAAGACACAAGACAAUUGAGUAAGUCGUUUAAAAAUUGCGUUAGUGCUAAUUGACAUUUAUUAAACUUAUAAUACUAAUUCAAACUAAAAACG